This is a messenger RNA of Physella acuta, 3319 nucleotides long. RefSeq lists its product as uncharacterized. Lineage: Eukaryota; Metazoa; Mollusca; Gastropoda; Physidae. The record is from RefSeq and is a predicted model, not a curated record.
CAACCAUGUGCUGGUUUUCAGUACAAUAACCCAAGAAAUGAACACUAAAUCCCAUAGAAUAAAAACAGGACAAGCACUUACUGAUGGAUAUUCUAUGGUCCGCAUGGAUGAUAAGCCACAAGUUCUAAGCCUCACUAACUGGGAACCAUACCUGUUUAAGUUCCCUGAAGAAUUUGAUAAAACAAAUCAAGUCAUAGAGUUCACGGCACAAGAAAAAUAUGCCCUCACAACAAUUCGCAAAACGCAAGGCCGCACAAUCGGGAAAGAAGUGCUGUAUUACGAAAACGCCAAUGUAAAUACGUAUAAUUAUUAUGGGCGAAAACUUAAAAAAGACGGGGUUGCGAUCAGCCUGACGUACAAAGUGGUGAUUUUACGACAACCUGGAAUGUCCGACACGAUGUCAGUUACUUUACACACUGGUGCGGUUCAAGAACUUAUUCCACCUUUGGUGGGAUACAUUUACGUGUUCCUAAAUGUUAAGGCGAUUGAAACGACUUUUCCAGCAAUCAUAUAUGCUAACAACACUGCCGCCGGAAUAUAUUUCCGACUUGACGGUAUGCACGAAUUCAGGAGGGAACAUGUGUUAUUGAAUCCACUGUACCCAAGUGUAAUCGAUGUCGAUAUCACUGUGACGGGCCCGAAAGAUGCCUUGGAAAACAAUCUCAAACUUGAUGACGAGCCACUGGUUUUAAACGAUAUAACUGAAAUUGUUAAGGGUGCCAACGUGUACGCAGGGUACGCUACAAUUAGUUCAGCUCCUGCGAAACUCACAGCAGACGCUCCAGUAUCACUAUUCGUACAAGCUGGGACAACUCCGGAGACGUUCUAUUCAUACAAUAUUUUUGGGCCCAUUGACAUGUUACCUCCCGAUAAUUAUGACACCAGUGUGAAAGAGAAUUUAGAACCGACUACUACAACAACCGUCAAACAAACCGAAACCGAAACCACUGCUGCAGCAGUAGCUGUAGUCGUGACGACAACACCAAUUCCAGGCGGAUACAACGAAUUCAAAAUAGUCUGUGAUCUUGGAUUCUACGGGUUAAACUGCAACUCACGUUGCUCCUGUGGACAUAAUUGUCGAAUUGACGGAACUUGCACCAACUUGCCUUGUAGAUUGGGGACUUUUGGAACACGCUGUUUACAUGAGGAUCUCACUUUGCAAGCAAAUGAGAUAAGCCCACCAGAACUUUCUGACGGAGACAAGGACACCAGCGUCAAUAUGGGCGAAGUUAAAGUUGAAGUGAAUUUACACGAACCCACACCCACAAAUUCGUUCACCUUUGUCUUUAAAGACGGAUCUGAUUUAAAUGAAAUCACAAAAGACAAAUUUAACAUUCAAGUCUGGGACGAGAAAACGAAGUCAAUGGUCCCUUUUACUGAGGAAUAUGAAGUGAAUAUCGAGGAUCAAAAUACUGUGACCGUUCAUUGGAAAAAGCCGAGCAUAGUGCAGAAAAUGCAGGUGACUGUCGCCACAAAUCUAAAUGCGACAUCAUUUCAUUUGGACGGAGGACAUAAAGCUAUACCCAUUCAUGCUGGAGGAGGAGACGAUGGCCCAACAGGGUUGAAAUCUCAGUUGUUUAAGCUGCAAGUUGGUGACAAAACUGUCUUCCCAAAUCUUGCUAAAAACCUGACCGAUGGAAAUCGGUUGUUCUCUUCGUGUAUAGUCACAGAUGAAACGGACAUCAUGACAAUGACUUUCGAAGCAAAUACACACCUUCUGCGCCUGAUGAUGUAUACACCAGGCACAGAAAAAGCCUGGAAAGCUGAAGUCGUGUGCUACGACACGGCUGAUAAGGAAGUUUUAAAGACUCAGGUUACCAGUAGUGGAAAAAGAAUAUAUCAGGUCAACGUGAAUUUGGUCGUUCUGAAAGUUAAGAUAAAACUACUGACUGGAACCAUCAAUAUGUGCGAAAUCGAACCAUUCGUGACAAUACCACCACUUCUAGACGGCUACAAUGAAUUUAAACUAGUUUGUGAUCCUGGGUUCUAUGGGGAACACUGCUCCUCACGUUGCUCCUGUGGACAUAAUUGUCGAAUUGACGGAACUUGCACCAACUUGCCUUGUAGAUUGGGGACUUUUGGAAGCGGCUGUAAACAUGCUGAUCUGUCUCUGCAAGCAAAUGAGAUAAGCCCACCAGAACUUUCUGACGGAGACAAGGACACCAGCGUCAAUUUGGGCGAGGUUAAAGUUGAAGUGAAUUUACACGAACCCACACCCACAAAUUCGUUUACCUUUGUCUUCAAAGACGGAUCUGAUAUAAGUGGGAUCACAAAAGACAAAUUCGACAUUCAAGUCUGGGACGAGGAAACGAAUUCGAUGGUCGCUUUUACUGAGGAGUAUGAUGUGACUAUCGAGGAUGAUAAAACUGUGACCGUUCAUUGGAAAAAUCCGAGAAUAUUGCAGAAAAUGCAGGUGACUGUCGCCACAGAUCAAAGUGCGACAUCAUUUCAUUUGGACGGAGGACAUAAAGCUGACUCCCUUCUUGCUGGAGAAGGAAACACGGGCUCAACGGAGUCGAAAUCCCUGUUUAGGCUGGAAGUUGGUGACACAACUGUCUUCCCAAAUCUUGCUAAAAACCUUACCGAUGGCGAUCGGUUUUCUUCGUGUAUAGACACAGAUGAAACGGACAUCAUGACACUGACUUUCGAAGCAAAUACUCUCCUUCUGCGUCUGAUGAUGUAUACACCAGGCACAGGCAAAGCCUGGAAAGCUGAAGUCGUGUGCUACGACACGGCUGAUAAGGAAGUUUUGAAGACUCAGGUUACCAGUAGUGGAAAAAGAAUAUACCAGGUCAACGUGAAUAUGAAUGUUCUGAAAGUUAAGAUAAAACUACUGACUGGAACCAUCAAUAUGUGCGAAAUUGAACCAUUCAUAGAUCCUAAAGGCCCAUUGGUGUUGGGUACAUCGAACCAAGAUAAUCUAGUCAGAGAUACCUCUCUCAUGUGGACCAUUUUAGGCCUGAUGCUUUUGGUAUCCUGUUUUCUUCUCUGCCUUGUGUUCUUACUAGGAACGAAACGUUCGAGUCCACCUCUUGAGAAAGACGCGGAGGAGUUAUAAUUUUUCUUCUAUGGUUGACAGUAGAUUAAAGAAAUGUGAAGAAGUGAUAGUUUUUCUACUUUAGUUGACAUUGGAUUAAGGAAAGAUAACAAUGUAUCAGCUGAUUUUCAACAGGAAACCAUUGUUUCUUAAUUGAAUAUUUAAACAGCUGUAUAGUUUUCAUUGUUAUAAAAAGGUGUUUUUUUUUUAAUUUUGAAAGGAAUAACUGAUAUUGAUAUUUUGUUUUUAAAGUUGUGCAAAGUAUAUGUUUUUGUUUGAAGU